This is a messenger RNA of Lytechinus variegatus (green sea urchin), 1354 nucleotides long. RefSeq names its product tubulin-specific chaperone C-like (gene tbcc). Gene Ontology annotation, biological process: post-chaperonin tubulin folding pathway; tubulin complex assembly. NCBI's taxonomy places the organism in Eukaryota, Metazoa, Echinodermata, Echinoidea, Temnopleuroida, Toxopneustidae. Gene Ontology annotation, molecular function: tubulin binding. The transcript has a single exon. Gene Ontology annotation, cellular component: cytoplasm. The record is from RefSeq and is a predicted model, not a curated record. The coding region runs from base 211 to 1272 and encodes 353 amino acids.
ACUAGUUUGAGCAACCGAUUUGGGGCUGGUUUCUCAAAAUCAUCGUAAGUGAUCUGCUUGAACUGUUCUUGCAAAAAUGUAUUUAGUGAUAACCCCCUUUCUUUCAGGAUGUUGAUGAACAUGGACCUGUGACUUUUUGUGAAAGAGCGCUAGUUACGAGGUUGUUAUUUCUAAUAUUUGAUUUUGAAUUGAGUCAUUCGUAUUUUUAUCAUGGCGACCAACGUGGAAGAAACCGACUCGGCACUGAGAGACAACCAUCAAACCACUUCAGUCAACAAAAAUGGCAAAGAAAUCAAGAAAGAUAAGAUUCCUGCAGGACUUCUUCGGCGACACGAAGAAAGGUUAGCCAAAGUUGAGAAAAUGAAAGAACAGCGUGAAAACGAAAAGGUGAUGCAAGAGAGUGCCGAAUAUUUUGCAAAGACGUUCAAUGCGGAGAGGUCGAGUAUUGAAGAGCGGUUGGCGACUGCGAAUAAUGUUGGAAAACCUAAACUGCGAGAUUUCUUUGAUGACAUUACAGAGGCAGCUGAGAAAUUACUGAAGUAUAUGACAGACAUGACCCAGUUCUUGCCCGCAUAUGAUAUUCAAAGUGCUCAACAAAGCUUAGGGAAGUUGUUUGAGAGCAUCAACGAAAGGCGAGAUGAGUUGUUGCCAAAGAAGAAGUUCGCUUUCAAAGUGCGGAAGAGAGGAGAUGGACAGGCAACCAAGCAACAGCAGACACAGAAGAUUGGUCUGGACGAUGUAGAUGCUUCUAAAUCAUCUCCAAUCAUCACAGUAAACGCUGUUGGAUUUUCAAAUCGGACAUCUGAGUCAUUAUCAUUGCCUGCGGAAGAGAUUCAUCAAAAAGAUGUCAAUCUCAGUAACCUUUCAUCAUGCACAAUCAAACUACCUGGAUCUCCAAGUGCGCUUCAAAUCAGCAACCUCUCUGACUGCAAAGUCUUCUGUGGACCGAUUCCUGGGUCUGUGUUUGCUGAUAAGUGCAUCGAUAGCACCCUUGUCCUUGCAUGUCAACAGCUGAGGGUCCACAACUCCAGAGAUUCCAAGUUCUACCUUCAUGUGACGAGUAGAGCCAUCAUCGAGGAUACAAACAGCGUUCUCUAUGCUCCGUACAACUGGGCCUAUGAUACCUUGGAGAAGGAUUAUGAGGAGAGUGGUCUUGACAAGAGCAAGAACUCUUGGAAUGAUGUGGAUGAUUUCAACUGGUUGGCUCAUGACAAGCACUCACCUAACUGGGGACUGAUACCUGAUAAUGAAAGAGUUCAAGAAUGGGACUAAGAUUUUAGUUUUAAAUUUUGGUGCAGUUGUGAUCGAUGUGAUAUAUAAAUGGUAAUUUGCAAUAAGGUGAUCAAAUUGUUUC